Rhinichthys klamathensis goyatoka is the source of this 4883-nucleotide messenger RNA. It is a transcript of the gene usp43a, whose product is annotated as ubiquitin specific peptidase 43a. The record is from RefSeq and is a predicted model, not a curated record. Gene Ontology annotation, biological process: protein deubiquitination. Lineage: Eukaryota; Metazoa; Chordata; Actinopteri; Cypriniformes; Leuciscidae. Gene Ontology annotation, molecular function: cysteine-type deubiquitinase activity. Bases 367 to 3867 code for a protein of 1166 amino acids. The transcript is spliced from 15 exons.
GCCAGAGAAAGAGAGCGGAGAAAACAGCCAGUAAUGGGCAUCCACACACAAGCACGCAUGUAGGUGUGGUGUAAAGAACAAGAGUUGUGACUGAAUGGAGUUAAGCACACUGUCAUUUCAGGUGCGUAAGCGUCAUGGAUAAAGCGAAACUAGCGCAGCUGAGAUCAGCGAUAGGGAAUGUCGGGACCGCGCUAGUCACCAUGAGCCUCGGCGCCGACAGCGGUGCUUUUGGAGUCUGUUUUUCAUCGUCGUGAUGGUUUAGUGAUGAAGAAUUUCGAGACGCACAGGACGCCGUGUCUUCACACCGUAGUGCACUUGUUUCUCUUACUGACUUCUGAUCGGUUUGGGUGAAACAACAGACUAAACAUGGAUACGCCGAGGGAAACCAGGAAACAAACAAUCAAAGCCAAAUCAACCAAGCGCAAGAACAAGACGCACACGUCCCAGAAGCUGUUCAGGAGGAAAUCGUUGAAAUCGCUCGGAAAUUUUAUGAGCAGGAUUGUCAAAACUUUGGGCACUUUAGCACACUUGGGGGACGCGGACCAGCCGGACGCGGGGGAGGAUGAUGAUGGGGGGUUUGGGGACACUCUGAGCGCCCACAACUCUGGGAAUUACAGAGAGAACUCGACGAGGAAGGCAGUUGCGCCCGCAUCAUCCUAUGGAUCUGUGAAAGAAAGACUCUCCUGGUGCUACGGCGAGAAAACUCCGGGAGUUCAGGGUCUGAAGAAUCACGGAAACACCUGUUUCAUGAACGCCGUGGUGCAGUGCCUGAGUAACACAGAACUUCUGGCUGAGUAUCUGGGUCUGGAGCAGUAUAAAUGUGAAUUAUAUGAGCGGAGGAUCAACGGGGUGAUGAAGAGUGAGGAGGUCAGGGGGGAGGUGACGGAGAAGCUGGCGUCGCUGGUGAGGGCGCUCUGGACGCUCGAUUACACGCCUCAGCUGUCGGUGGAGUUCAAGAGUGCUGUGUCCAAGUAUGGCUCUCAGUUCAAAGGAAACGCUCAACAUGACGCUUUGGAGUUUCUGCUCUGGCUCCUGGACAGUGUGCAUGAGGAUGCCAACCUCUCCACCAACAACAACCACAGCGGCAGAGCCAAAUCGUCCAGCAAGGAUUCUGUGGAAUUGGAGGAGAGUUCUUGCCCCGGCCCAGCAAACUCACAGCAGCCUGGAACUCGACACAGUUUCGUUCAGGAGCACUUCCAAGCUCAGUACAGGUCAUCACUGACGUGCCCUCAUUGCCUUAAACAGAGCAACACCUUUGACCCUUUCCUGUGUAUUUCACUUCCAAUCCCACUACGACAAACCAGGGCCUUGAAUGUGACGCUGGUGUUCAACAAUGAAGGUCAGCGGUUUGUGAGAGUAGGGUUGGCUGUGCCUCUCUUUGGGUCGGUCUCAACACUCAGGGCCAUGGUAGCGGAGGAGGGCAAGAUCUCUUCAGACCAGGUGAUUUUGACAGAGAUUAACUCAAAUGGGUUCCAGCGCUCUUUCUCUGAUGAAGAUGAUAUGACGAGUAUCUCAGAGAGUGAUGUCAUCUACGCUUUCCAGGCUCCACCCCUGUCCGCCAGAGGAGGUUCCAUGCGAUUCUCAGGGAUCCAUCACUCCCUCCCUUCGUCCCCAUACACCGCAGAGCCCAAAGGUCACAGGUUACCACCCUCAGGGACAUUAUCAUCAGAAUUCUUGAAUCAGGGUGGUUCUUCAAAGAUCCUCCUGUUACUCUGCAAUGUUGCUGGAUCUGGCCAAGAAGCUACAAGGUUUGGGCCUCCGUUCCUGAUGAGAGUAGAAAGGACUCUUUCUUGGGAUCAUUUGCGACAGAGUGUCUGCAAUAAGCUUUACUUAUUUAAAAAAAAUACGAUCGUAAAGACUACUGAACUGUUUAAGAUGCGUGUGGUGGGUGGGUCGGCUUCCUGCAGUUACCUGUCUCCCAACGACAGCAGACCUCUGUGCCACCCAACUGUGGACAGGGCCCUGAAGUUCUGCGGUCCUGGUGGUCCUCUGCAUGUGAAGCUCGUGAUUGAAUGGGAGAACAGAAUCAAAGAAUGUCUCUUUGGUAACAUUCAAGAGGAAGUUAUUGAGGAUGCAGAGAGUGUGAGAAUCCAGCAGCAGAAUCAUGUACAGCAGCACAGCUGCACGCUGGAUGAGUGUUUUCAGCUUUACACCAAAGAGGAGCAGCUGGCGCCAGACGAUGCAUGGAAGUGCCCUCACUGCAAGGAGAUGCAGCAGGGGAUGGUGAAGAUGAGCUUAUGGACCCUGCCUGACAUCCUCAUUCUGCACCUGAAGCGUUUUCGGCAGGUGGGCAAACGGCGAAACAAGCUCUCCUCCCUCAUCCACUUCCCUGUGAGCGCUCUGGAUAUGACUCCCCAUGUGGUGAAACGCAGUCAGAGCAUGAGGAAUCUGGCCCCAUGGCCUUCCACUUGGAAACAUGGGGAUACUGACUUCCUUUAUGACCUGUAUGCUGUCUGCAACCACCAUGGAGGCAUGCAUGGAGGCCAUUACACAGCCUAUUGUAGGAACUCAGUGGACGGCCAUUGGUACAGUUAUGACGACAGCAGCGUGGAGCUUGUGCCAGAGGAGGAACUGUGCACUCGAGGGGCAUAUAUCCUGUUCUACCAGAGAAGAAAUGUCAUCCCUCCCUGGUCCGCCAACAGCUCAGUCAGAGGUUCCACCAGCUCCUCCAUGUCAGACCACUGGCUCAUCCGUUUAAAUGGUGACAGUAAAAGAGGAAGUAUGGUUUCACGGUCUUCCACAACAUGCCCUUCUACCAUCCCAGACUCCCCAGAGUCUCCCGUCUUUCAAAAUGAGCCCUCAAUCGAGAAGGGAGUGUCUUUAGGUGGGUUCGAAACCAGACCUUUUGUGCGAGGAAUCCAAGGGCGUAGCAUAAGCAUGAAAAGUCCCACCAAGACCAGAGUGCUCCCACUGCGAUGGUCCUUUGGAAACAAAGACCGCCACAAACCUGCCUCAGCUCCUGGCCCAGCUCCUGCAGAGCUAGUGGAGUAUUUAGAGUCUGGGAGGAGGCCAAGAUGCACCAAAGACCCUAUUGUUGCCCUAAUGACUCGACCUUCAGAUAAAAAAGUCAGUAAAGAAAACGAUACGAGAAAACCUGCAGCCAAAUCUUCAAGCCACAGCAGCCUCGCACCUCUAGAGUAUCUUAAAAUACCGCAGGGUCAAGCAAGUAGCUCAGAGAAAGACACAGGCCAACAAUCCAGCAGCAACAGUAGACCAAGAGAAGAUGGGACUUUGACUUUGACUAGACGGAGCAGCAGAAAAUCAAAACAGGAACAAUCGCAGUCCAGAAAGAGCUCUAGUGCAGGGCUCCAAUCCAGUUCCCGUGGUCCAGGCAGCUGUGAAACCAUGCAGAGGAAUAACCCAGGCGAGGAGCGAGACCAACCAGAGGAAAAACAGAAAAAGGGACAGGAGACAAAACGUCACGAUAGUGUCUUCGCUUUUCUCAAAGGUGGUUUCAUGAAGAAGGACUCACUUCGGAGGUCUCGAGACAGUGAAUCUAUGAAAAUGGGUGAUGCGGGGGUGAAGAGCCCAUCUGGUGUUUCGAUCUCCAACGGGACACAUAAUAGAACUUCAGAAGGUAAAGCCGAUAGCAAUAACCAAGGUCGUAGCAGACUCGGUGGUGAACUUGCGAACGGCAAGGUGAGUCGUGGGUUGUCAGACAUCAAACGGUCACAAAGUUCUUCCAAUAUUCAAAGCAAGGCGGAUCCAGGCUUAAGAAGAACAGCAUCUCUACACAGAAACGGCACAACGGUGGCCCAGCCGCAGAGCACGCCCGGGGACAGGGGCUCUCAGCACACUCAGCAACGCACACGGUACAGCACAAAUUCACUAGGCAGAAAGAAGGCGGUGCCUGAAUCGAGCUUCUGAGACUUUCUUCACUACACUCAAAUAACACAACACGGUAGCAAAUAUCUAAAAGCCCAAGUAAGAAUUGUGGUAUGAAAGGUAGGUUUGAAAUGAUCACUAAAACCUGCCAGCACACAAACUAUGAAGUUGCACAUACAUUUGGAACUAGUGGAUAUUUUUGUUCACUUGUUUCUGCUUAUAUGAAGUGCCUCUGAGCCAGAGCUAUUUUUCAGAUUGUGUUUUGCCACUAGAAGUACAUUACACACUGGCCUCUACACCGUGCUUUUGGAUUGAAAAAUAAUUUGCCUCAGAUUAGAUUUUCUUGUGCCACUAAAUAGAUUUAUCAGCUGUAAUAUAUGAAGGGAAUUGCUAUAUAUAACUUUUCAGUUUCAUCUCUUAUGAUUCUGCAGAUUGAACUGACUUGCUGCUAACCUCUCAUGGGUUUUCAUGACAUUUAACAAAGAUGUCAGUUCUUGCACUUUCAGUGAAUUCAUUGCACCAUCUGAUUUAGUCGUGCUUUCAGACCAAAAUAUAAAAUGUAUUGAUUUUUACUAUUUUUUGUUUGUUUCAUUUACACUGCAAAAAAAAUAUUUUCUUAAUGAGUGUUGUUGUCUUGUUUUUCAGUAAACUGUCAUAUGACUUCAGAACUUUACAUCACUAAAAGUAAAUUAACAAUAUUUGCUGAAAUAAGUAUACAUUUAUUACCACUUUGGCAUAUUGUGUUGAUUCAAAGAUUUAGAUAUUUUAACUGCAAAACAAGACCAAAAUACUGAUUAAAAAAAGUUAAUUUCCAGUGCAGUGUUUGAAUUUUUUUUUUUUGUCAAUGCAGCAUUAAGACAUUUGCAAAUUCAUAUUAUACAAUUUUAAGUAUAAAAUCUAAAGUAUGAAACCUAAAAUGUGUGCUUUAGAUGAUGCUCUGUCACACAAAGAUGGCAUGUUGACGACACAUUAAAACCUUAGUAAUACAGUGUCACUUCUGAAAAGCACACUACCAGUAAACACAUUACCAGUGGAUUAACCCAUAUACUAACCACCUG